Molecule: messenger RNA, 2661 nt
Organism: Arabis nemorensis
Lineage: Eukaryota; Viridiplantae; Streptophyta; Magnoliopsida; Brassicales; Brassicaceae
Source: the annotation of a GenBank genome assembly
AUGCGGAUGCUAUUUAGACCAGCUGGAAUUGUCAUUCACGCCGGUACAAAACCUUCACUUGUUUCCGCUCUUUGCAAGCAUCUAUCAUCUUUGUCUGAUAAUGGCGAAAAUCGUGAGAAUCUGAAAACAUUUGAGGGUAACAGACAAGUUAUUAAUGAGAUUUGCAAUGUUUUGGAGAGUGGUCCAUGGGGACCUUCAGCUGAGAAUUCUCUGUCAGCUUUAAACCUACACCCACAACCAGAAUUAGUCAUUGGUGUGUUACGGAGGCUGAAAGAUGUUAAUAGAGCAAUUGAUUAUUUCCGUUGGUAUGAGAGAAGAACCGAGCUGGCUCAUUGUCCAGAAUCAUACAACUCGUUGCUUUUGGUGAUGGCUCGUUGCAGAAAUUUCGAUGCUUUGGAACAGAUUCUUGGAGAAAUGAGUGUUGCAGGAUUUGGCCCUUCUGUUAACACUUGUAUUGAGAUGGUUCAAAGCUGCGUUAAGGCGAAUAAGCUCAGGGAAGGUUUUGAUGUCGUGCAGAUGAUGAGGAAGUUCAAGUUCCGACCUGCUUUUUCGGCUUACACAACUCUUAUCGGUGCUUUCUCAGCGGUUAAUCAUUCUGAUAUGAUGUUGAAUCUCUUUCAGCAAAUGCAGGAGUUAGGAUAUGAGCCGACCGUUCAUCUGUUUACGACAUUGAUUCGGGGAUUUGCCAAAGAAGGUCGAGUUGAUUCUGCUUUAUCUUUGCUUGAUGAGAUGAAGAGCAGCUCUCUUGAUGCCGACAUUGUUCUUUAUAAUGUAUGUAUAGAUUGCUUCGGUAAAGUAGGCAAAGUUGAUAUGGCAUGGAAAUUUUUUCAUGAGAUUGAAGCGAACGGUUUGAAGCCUGAUGAAGUCACUUAUACUAGCAUGAUAGGAGUUCUGUGCAAGGCAAACAGAUUGGAUGAAGCUGUAGAGAUGUUUGAGCAUUUAGAAAAUAAUAGACGGGUCCCUUGCACUUAUGCUUACAACACGAUGAUUAUGGGUUAUGGUUCAGCUGGAAAAUUUGAAGAAGCAUACAGUCUCCUAGAGAGACAAAGGGCAAAGGGAUCUAUACCGAGUGUGAUCGCAUAUAAUUGCAUUCUUACAUCCUUAAGGAGAAUGGGAAAAGUGGACGAAGCUUUGAGACUAUUUGAGGAGAUGAAAAAAGAUGCUGCUCCAAAUCUUUCAACGUAUAAUAUUCUCAUUGACAUGCUGUGUCGAGCUGGUAAACUUGACUGUGCUUUUGAGCUACGUGAUUCUAUGCAGAAGGCUGGCCUGUUUCCUAAUGUUAGGACGGUAAACAUUAUGGUUGAUCGGCUCUGUAAAGCCCAAAAACUUGAUGAAGCUUGUGCUAUAUUUGAGGAGAUGGAUUACAAGGUUUGUACCCCAGAUGAGAUUACAUUUUGCUCCCUCAUAGAUGGUUUAGGAAAGGUUGGAAGAGUUGAUGACGCUUAUAAAAUUUACGAGAUGAUGUUGGAUUCUGAUUGUCGCACUAACUCUGUAGUUUACACAUGCCUCAUAAGGAACUUCUUCAACCACGGUAGAAAAGAAGAUGGGCACAAGAUAUACAAGGAGAUGAUCAAUCAAAAUUGCUCUCCUGAUUUGCAGCUUCUUAAUACGUACAUGGAUUGUAUGUUCAAGGCUGGAGAACCAGAAAAGGGAAGGGGAAUGUUUGAAGAAAUAAAAGCACGCCGGUUUGUCCCAGAUGCUCGAAGCUACUCGAUUUUAAUUCAUGGACUAAUAAAAGCAGGAUUUGCGAAUGAAACUCAUGAGCUGUUUUAUUCCAUGAAAGAGCAAGGCUGUGUCUUGGACACACGUGCCUACAAUAUUGUGAUUGACGGUUUCUGCAAGUGCGGAAAAGUUAACAAAGCUUAUCAGUUGCUGGAGGAAAUGAAGACAAAAGGCUUUGAACCAACUGUUGUUACGUAUGGUUCGGUCAUUGACGGGCUUGCGAAAAUAGAUCGGCUUGAUGAAGCUUAUAUGCUCUUUGAGGAAGCAAAAUCAAAGAGAAUAGAGCUAAACGUGGUAAUUUACAGUAGUCUUAUUGACGGGUUUGGGAAAGUGGGCAGGAUUGAUGAAGCUUACCUUAUCUUGGAAGAGCUUAUGCAGAAAGGAUUAACACCUAAUGUUUAUACAUGGAACUCAUUGCUUGAUGCGUUGGUGAAAGCGGAGGAAAUCAAUGAAGCCCUCGUCUGUUUCCAGUCGAUGAAAGAAUUGAAAUGCACGCCAAACCAAGUUACUUACGGUAUCCUAAUAAAUGGUCUUUGUAAGGUCAGGAAAUUCAACAAGGCCUUUGUCUUUUGGCAAGAGAUGCAGAAACAGGGGAUGAAACCCAGCACUAUUUCCUACACUACCAUGAUUUCAGGACUUGCAAAGGCUGGGAAUAUUGCAGAGGCCGGUUCGCUGUUUGAUCGGUUUAAGGCAAACGGUGGUGUUCCAGACUCUGCUUGUUAUAAUGCUAUGAUCGAAGGUCUAAGUAACGGAAACAGGGCAGUGGAUGCUUUUUCCCUUUUUGAGGAAACACGUCGAAAAGGAUUAAAUAUCCAUACCAAAACCUGUGUUGUUCUUUUGGAUACUUUGCAUAAGAAUGAUUGCCUUGAGCAAGCAGCUAUUGUUGGAGCUGUUUUGAGGGAAACGGGAAAAGCACGGCACGCUGCACGAUCUUGGUAG